Molecule: messenger RNA, 1659 nt
Organism: Aaosphaeria arxii CBS 175.79
Lineage: Eukaryota; Fungi; Ascomycota; Dothideomycetes; Pleosporales
Exons: 4
Coding region: 1-1659 (552 amino acids)
Source: RefSeq, a predicted model, not a curated record
AUGCUUUCUAACAUUAUUCUCAUCGCGACCCUCGCAUCAGCAGGCCUCAUCGAGGGAGCCGCAUUGGAUGUCUCCAAUCAUUUCAAUCUAGUAGCUAGGCAGCGUGGAGGUCAACGAGGCGGCAAGCAAGGCGGCCAACAAGGCGGCCAACAAGGAGGUCAAACAUGCUUGAACAACAACUUGAUCCAGACUGCCAGCACCCUUACUGGUCAGGAACCCGGAACUGAGGGUAUCAAACCCGGCCAAGCACCUUCUGCUGUCGAUAAAGCGAACUUCAUCAACUUCUGCGAAGGUCAAGAACUUACCAACGGCAUGCAGAUUCGGACGGGGUCCUGCAAUGGUAUCCCCAUGGGCAGGAUCCCCGCCCAGACCAACAUGAUCACGGCCGUGAUCACUAACCCUAAAGUCGGCGUCCAAAUCCCCUCUGACACUACGUUCAACAUCGAGGUGCAGACAAAGCACCUCAGCGCCGGUUUCUUCACCAACCCGACAACCAACUACUACACUGCGCCACAAGACCUGGACGAGAAUGGCGACAUCAUCGGCCAUUGCCACGUCACAGUUCAAGACAUUGGUAACAUGCAAGCGACUGAGCCUCCGGACCCGACCACAUUCGCCUUCUUCAAGGGCAUCGACGAUGCUGGAAACGGGCAGGGUCUACUCAAGGCUGUCGUCACAGAUGGACUUCCUGUCGGUAUCUACCGCGUUUGCACCAUGAUUGCGGCACGGAAUCACCAGCCGGUCAAUAUGCCUGUUGCCCAGCGCGGUGCCCAAGACGACUGCACCAAGUUCGAGGUGGUCAAGUCCGGCAACCCGGGGAAGAAGCCUUCGUCGAAUGACAAAAAUGGCAAUGGGAAAAAGAACCAGGACAAGGAAGGUAUCCUCAAAGACAAGGGAGCCAAGGGCAACGGAGCCAAAGGCAAUACAAAUGGCAACGGCAAUGCGAAUGGCAACGUCAAAGGCAAUGCAAAUAGCAACGGCAACGGCAACGCAAAUGGUAACGCCAAUGGCAAUAGCAACGGUAACGCCAAUGGCAAUAGCAACGGUAACGCCAAUGGCAAUAGCAACGGUAACACAAAUGGCAACGGCAAUGUAAAUGGUAACGGCAAUACAAAUGGCAACGGUACCGCAAAUGCUAUUGGCAACGGCAACGGCAACGGCAACGGCAACGGCAACGGCAAUGGAAAUGGAAAUGGCAAUGGCAAUGGCAAGGGUAAUGGUAACGGCAACGGCAAUGGCAACGGCAAUAUAAUUGGCAACGGCAAUGUCAACGGCAACGGUACCGCCAUUGGCAAUGGGAACGCAAAUGGCAAUGGGAACGCAAAUGGCAAUGGGAACGCAAAUGGCAAUGGGAACGCAAAUGGCAAUGGGAACGCAAAUGGCAACGGAAAGGUCGGUGGUGAAGGCAAGGUUGGCGGCGAAGGCAAGGUCGGCGGUGAAGGUAAAGCGGGAGGUGAAGGCAAGGUCGGUGGUGAAGGUAAAGCGGGUGGUGAAGGCAAAGCGGGUGGUGAAGGUAAAAUCGGUGGUGAAGGAAAAGUUGGUGGUGAAGGAAAAGUGCAUGAUACCGAGGCCUUUCUCCUUGGUGCCGAAAGCCGCUCCGUAUUCCUGAGAAUACGAAAGGGGUGUUGUAUGUCUACAAAGAUAAAACUGCUAGACUAG